Messenger RNA from Dentiscutata heterogama, 242 nucleotides. The record is from the annotation of a GenBank genome assembly. NCBI's taxonomy places the organism in Eukaryota, Fungi, Glomeromycota, Glomeromycetes, Diversisporales, Gigasporaceae.
CUUGGGUGGCAUUCCAAUAUUCCUUAUUCAACAAGUGCCAGAUCUAACCAUCAUAAAAGCCAUGAGCUUGCAAGUGAUAACGAUUCUGAGAAUGGGGAUUCAGACAAUGAAUUGAGACAAACACGGCAGCGAACUCAAGUCAUGUUGCGAGACCAUGCAGCAUAUUGUUUACAUAUAUGCAACCCUGUUGAUGGUAUACUUCAUCAUGCUGGGCAUCUUUUUCACCAAUACAUUGUUGAUCA